Molecule: messenger RNA, 420 nt
Organism: Prorocentrum cordatum
Lineage: Eukaryota; Dinophyceae; Prorocentrales; Prorocentraceae
Source: the annotation of a GenBank genome assembly
AUGGCCAGCACUCCGACGCGGUCUCUCGGAAAGCGCAAGUCCAGCCAGGCAGCGGGACGGGGCGAUCGUCGCGUUCGCGCGGAGAAGACGGUCGCGCACCAGGCGCGGCAGCAGCUCAAGGGCAACGAAGGAAGCACGAUGGCGGCUCUGCUCGCGAUCUCGCGCAGGCUUUCUCUCACAACGCACGAGAUUUCGUGGAACCCACGGGCGCGAUCCUCAAUUGUUCUUUAUUCCCAGCGGCAGCUCCGCUCAUCACAGCGACGCAGAUCGCGGGGCACGACUACGCAAUGGAUUACAAAGAUCAAGAAGCACGACAACGGGCCACCAUGCCCCCACAUAUUCGCGGUUAUGGUGGCACAUUUCUUGGAGACGAUGACGCACGCGCAGGGAGUCGAGGCUCAGGCUACGGCAGCUCUUUAA